AUGUUCAGAUCAUACUCCGGCCUUUUGUCGAAAAGAAGAAAAAGCAAGGGAGGCGUGUUUCAAGUCGUGUCGACUGCAGUCUCGGAGCCCGAAACAGUCAAUGAACCGGUCGUGACGUGGACCUACUCGCGAGUCAUCGACGACGAGGAGCAGAAAACGCAGAAUGGCUGUUUCACGACAUUGCCCAUCCGGAUCCACAAAGAAGACCAUGUCGCCGAGGAAGGCAGUCAGCGCUUCGUCCAGGACCUGAACUAUAUCGUCACCGAUAAGACGGCACCCAAGACCGGCUGCCUAUCCUCACCCGUCGGCAACUAUGCGAGCGUCAUCUAUCCCGAGUGUCUGCCGGACAGGUUGGAGGUUGUCGCGUAUCUGACCGAGCUGGGCUAUCUGCACCUCGAGUGGAUCGUCCAUGAACUGAUUUCAGAAGAACACCCGGAUCAACAGACAUCAGAGAGCUCUGCUGACAAUGUCGCUGAAGAGAAUGACGGGCCGACCGAAUCACCUCGAGACGCUUCUUUGAAGAAGCUUUUGACCAAGGCAAUGACCGAUCUUGCCGACAGAAAUCAGCUGGUCGGGCUGGAGAUCAUCGAUACGUACCGAAACAACUGGCUCUCCUCGAAGGAGACCCCCACCGCCGAUACCUUUGCAAACAUUGACGAAUACGUGGCUUUCAGACGCACCAAUGCUGGCAUCAAUCUGUAUGGAACUUUGAUGGGCUUUUCCCACGGCACCCGCUUCACGAAGGAGGACUACUCGACCAUGACGGAUGUCCUCAGUGCGGCUGAACGAGCUAUCAUCUUUACAAAUGAUUACUACAGCUGGGCCAAGAAGAGGAAGGACUCCAAGGCCAAUGUGAUUCUGUUCCUCAUGCAGCACGAAGACCUCUCGGUGGAGGCGGCGCGGGAACGGACCAAACAGCUGAUCCUGCAGAGCGAGUACGAUUUUGUUAAGCGGCGCGAAGCACUAUACAAGAGCCACCCGGACCUAGCACCUCAACUGCGGAAGUGGGCGGAGGUCUUGGGAGCGGCCAUCGGUGGCGUUCACUACUGGUGUGCGAACACCCCUCUGCCGGCAGUUGAAGAAGAGGAGCCCGAGGAGGAAGUCUCCAUGGAGGAAACCAAUGGCGUCGUCAACGGAGAAGACCUUGUGAACGGCGCUGCGCAUCCUAACGGCGCCGUCCCUGACGGGGAAACAGUUCGCUCGGCGGAAGAGGACGACAAUUCCGACGAAGAGGAAUCCUCUGAGGGUGAUGACGACGACGAUGACGAAGAUGACGACGACGACGAUGAGGAGGAGGAUGACGAGGAAGAUGGUGCUCGUGAGGGUGAGCAAGAAGUUCGCGCGCAGGAAGAGGAAGCACCCCCAGCCCUGCAACCCCCGAUCGUCGAGAUCAGUCCCGUGCAGCUAGAUAGCUCGCCCUUGGUGGCGCCGAUCGGGUACACCAAGUUCGUUUCGGCCAGUGAGGUGCAGUCGAACCUGAUGUCUGUGUUGAACAUCUGGCUGCAAGUGCCAUCGCGCCCGUUGAGCUUGGUCAAGCAAAUCGUCGACGACCUGCACUCCGCGUCUUUGAUGCUCAACAACAUUCAAGACAACCAGUCGAGUGUGCAGCAAGGCAAGUCGGCGGCACAUCUCGUCUUUGGGCCCGCGCAAUCCAUGAACAGCGCGGCCUACACGUUUGUCAAGGUUUCCAAGCUGGUGAACAGCCUCAACUGCCCCGGCAUGCUGGACGGUCUCCUCGAGGAGCUGGAGCUCCAGUUCAUCGGCCAGAGCUGGGACUUGAACUGGCGGUUCUCCCUCUACUGCCCGUCGGAGGCAGAGUAUAUGGCCAUGAUAGACCGCAAGGCCGGCUCCACUUUCAAGGUGCUGACGCGCCUGAUGCAGUCCACUGGCAUGAAGGGCUCCACGCUGGACUUUGAUUCGCUGACCAUCCUGAUGGGUCGGUGGCACCACAUUCGCGAUGACUACCUGAGUCUCCAGGUUCCGGAAUGCAAGGUCCUUGACCAGGGUAAGCUCUCGUACCCGAUUGUCCGGUGCUGCGAAACCGACCCCGCCGCCAAGUCGAUCAUCUUCGGCCUCUUCCGCCAGAACCACGACGUGCUGCCCGCCGACAGCAAGGUGCAGAUCCUGGAGCUGCUGCACCGCUCCGGUGCGUUGCAGGACACGUACCACCUGAUCCGCAAGUUGGCAGAUGAUAUUGAGCAGACGCUCAAGUAUAUCGAGAGCGUGGCGGAGGAGCCGAACGCAGCCUUGUCCUCGCUGGUGGCGUCUCUGGAAGACGUCCCUGUCCCUGGGGCCUAA
This is a messenger RNA of Penicilliopsis zonata CBS 506.65, 2298 nucleotides long. RefSeq lists its product as hypothetical. The record is from RefSeq and is a predicted model, not a curated record. NCBI's taxonomy places the organism in Eukaryota, Fungi, Ascomycota, Eurotiomycetes, Eurotiales, Aspergillaceae. The transcript has 3 exons. The coding region runs from base 1 to 2298 and encodes 765 amino acids. Gene Ontology annotation, molecular function: prenyltransferase activity. Gene Ontology annotation, biological process: isoprenoid biosynthetic process.